GCCCGGAGGAAGUGCGGCUAACGCACAGCAUUCUGGGGCCGGAAGUGGGGCCCACGCUGCGGGCUUGCAGUAAUGGCGGCGGCGCGGGGUAGAAAGCGGCGCCUGGCAGAACUGACGGUGGACGAGUUCUUGGCUUCGGGCUUUGAUUCUGAGUCUGAGUCGGAGCCCGAAGGAGCCCCAGAAGUAGAGACGCGGGCCGCGUGUGGAGCCGACCGGAGCCUGGAUGGGCUGGGCGGGAGCCCCUGGUCCAGCCGGCGGAAAGGUCGAGCAUCUGAGCAUAAGGACCAGCUCUCACGGCUGAAGGACAAAGACCCUGAGUUCUACAAGUUCCUGCAGGAGAACGACCAGAGCCUGCUGAACUUUAGUGAUUCAGACACCACUGAGGAUGAAGAAGAACAGCUCCACUCUCUGCCAGACACGCUGGAAGAAGCAAGUGUGGAGGAGGAAGAUGCAGAUGAGGAUGGAGUCCCUGGAGGGCUGAAGGGGAAGAAAAGGGAUUCUGUUCCCGUGACCCUUGCAAUGGUUGAGAGGUGGAAGCAGGCAGCAAAGCAGCACCUCACUCCAAAGCUGUUCCACGAAGUUGUGCAGGCAUUCCGAGCUGCUGUGGUCACCACCCAAGGAGACCAGGAAGGUGCUGAAGCCAGCAGAUUCCAGGUCACGGACAGUGCUGUGUUCAACGCCCUGGUCACCUUCUGCAUCAGAGAUCUCUUUGGCUAUCUCCAGAAGUUGCUGUUUGGAAAAGCCACCAAGGACAGUAGUAGGGUGCUGCAGCCGUCCAGCAGCCUACUGUGGGGGAAGCUCCGGCUGGACAUCAGGGUUUACCUGAGCUCAGUUAUACAGCUGGUGGCCUGCAUAACGGAGACGACGGUAGCGGCAGCUGUGCUCCAGCACAUCAGCAGCUCUGUGCUGUACUACUUGACCUUUCCGAAGCAGUGCCGCAUGCUGCUCAAGAGGAUGGUGGUCCUGUGGAGUACAGGUGAAGAGACAUUGCGUGUACUGGCCUUCCUGGUCCUCGUCAGGGUCUGCCGGCACAAGAAGGAAGUCUUCCUGAGUCCCAUCCUCAAGCAAAUGUACAUCACAUACGUGAGGAACUGCAAAUUCACCUCCCCCAGCACCCUGCCCUUCAUCAACUUCAUGCAGCGGACCCUGAUCGAGCUGCUUGCCCUGGACACUGGCAUUGCCUAUCAGCACGCCUUCCUCUAUAUCCGCCAGCUUGCCAUCCAUCUGCGUAAUGCCAUGACCACACGCAAGAAGGAGACCUACCAGUCCGUGUACAACUGGCAAUUCGUGCACUGCCUCUACCUCUGGUGCCGCGCUCUCAGCACUGUCUGCCCGAGUGAAGCUCUCCAGCCCUUGAUCUAUCCCCUCUCCCAAGUGGUAAUUGGCUGCAUCAAGCUGGUCCCCACUGCCCGCUUCUAUCCCCUGCGCAUGCACUGUGUACGCGCUCUGACGUUGCUCUCGGAGAGCACUGGCACCUUCAUCCCAGUGCUGCCCUUCAUACUGGAGGUUUUCCAGCAGGUCGACUUCAACAGGAGGCCAGGGCGCAUGAGCUCCAAGCCCAUCAACUUCAUGGUGAUCCUGAAGCUGUCCAAAGUCAACCUGCAGGAGAAGGCAUACCGGGAUGGCCUGGUGGAGCAGCUGUAUGACCUCAUCCUGGAGUACCUGCACAGCCAGGCCCACAGCAUUGCAUUCCCUGAACUAGCACUGCCUGCCGUGCUGCAGCUGAAAUCCUUCCUCCGUGAGUGCAAGGUGGCCAACUACUGCAGGCAGCUGCGCCAGCUGCUGGAGAAGGUGCAGGAAAAUGCGGAGUACAUCUGCAGCCGCCGCCAGGGGGCCUCCUUCAGUGUGGCUGACCUGCAUGCAGUGGAUACCUGGGAGAAGCAGACCCGAGAGGAGGGAACCCCUCUCACCAAAUACUACAACCAGUGGCGGAAGCUGAGGGAGCGAGAGAUCCAGCUGGAGAUCAGUGGCAAAGAGCGGCUGGAAGAUUUGAACUUGCCAGUGAUAAAGCGGCGGAAGGUGGGAGACCGUAAGAAUGAAGACAGAGUGGAAUUUAAAGACCUCUUUGAUCUGCACAGUGAUGAGGAAGAUAGUACUGUGGACUUCUCAGAGAGAGGGAAGCCUGGGUCCCCAGGAGCUUGGCAGAGGGUAAAGGAGGAGGAGGAGGAGGAAGAGGAAGAAGAUGAGGAAGAUGAAGAAGAUGGCAGCUGUAGCAGCCAAGAAGUCAGCAGUUCAAAAGAUGGAAGCCCAGACACAGAGGUGGGCCUGGAUGACCAGGAUCUGUGGCGGCUGGCCCAGGGACCAGAGGAUGAGUUGCAGGAUCUCCAGCUGUCUGAGGAGGACUGAGGGGUGCCAGCCUGGGGACCUGUGGGAACUGCUGUGCAGUGUUCCUACCUCAUCAGGCAGUCGGGGGGGAAUGUGGCUUCUUGGCUGGCCCAGAGGUCAGGCAGGACGCGUGCCAUGGGGUAAGGGCAGUAGAUGGUGGAUGGGGCUGUUUUUACAACAUGAAAGAGCAGAAAGUACUGAACCCUGUGCAGAUCCCUGGAGGGGUGGCUAUGGGGAUAGAAACCAGCACUGUAGAAUCUGUCUACCACUGCACCCCACAGUUGAGAGAAGCUGGAGUGGGACCCUGCCCUAACCUCUCACCCAAUGGCAGGCUGCUGAAACCCUGGAGAAGAGCAGUCCCAGUCCCAGACAGAGCUAAUAGGCAAGGCCAAGGCCAGGGUGGCCUGACAUGCCUCCUCUCCUUCCUAUGUCAUUCUUUGGUUUUUGUCUGCAGGUACCCAGGAUGCAGAGUUCCCCGGGCUCUCUGUACCUGGCUCUACUGCCACCCCCAGAAAGUUCUAGAAAUUUUUCCUCUUAAGUCA
Molecule: messenger RNA, 2867 nt
Organism: Canis lupus familiaris (dog)
Lineage: Eukaryota; Metazoa; Chordata; Mammalia; Carnivora; Canidae
Gene: NOC2L
Product: NOC2 like nucleolar associated transcriptional repressor
Exons: 19
Coding region: 73-2346 (757 amino acids)
Biological process (GO): negative regulation of transcription by RNA polymerase II; ribosomal large subunit biogenesis
Cellular component (GO): Noc2p-Noc3p complex; nucleolus; Noc1p-Noc2p complex
Molecular function (GO): histone binding; transcription corepressor activity
Source: RefSeq, a predicted model, not a curated record